Cervus elaphus (red deer) is the source of this 938-nucleotide messenger RNA. RefSeq names its product SIN3-HDAC complex-associated factor-like. Gene Ontology annotation, biological process: negative regulation of cell migration. The coding region runs from base 69 to 734 and encodes 221 amino acids. The record is from RefSeq and is a predicted model, not a curated record. Lineage: Eukaryota; Metazoa; Chordata; Mammalia; Artiodactyla; Cervidae. The transcript has a single exon.
UGCGCCCCUCGGGAUUGUUAUUGCGCGUGAAACGGCUGCUUUUGGAAGGCUAUUGCCCAGAAGAAAAGAUGUUUGGUUUUCACAAGCCAAAGAUGUACCGAAGUAUAGAGGGCUGCUGCAUUUGCAGAGCUAAAUCCUCCAGUUCUCGGUUCACUGACAGUAAACGCUAUGAAAAGGAUUUCCAGAGCUGUUUUGGGUUACAUGAGACUCGUUCAGGAGAUAUCUGUAAUGCCUGUGUCCUGCUUGUGAAAAGAUGGAAGAAAUUGCCAGCAGGAUCAAAAAAAACCUGGAAUCAUGUGGUAGAUGCAAGGGCAGGACCCAGUCUAAAGACUACACUGAAACCAAAGAAAGUGAAAACUCUAUCUGGAAACAGGAUAAAAAGUAACCAGAUCAGUAAACUGCAGAAGGAAUUUAAACGCCACAAUUCUGAUGCUCACAGUACAACCUCAAGUGCCUCUCCAGCUCGGUCUCCCUGUUACAGUAACCAGUCAGAUGAUGGCUCAGAUACAGAGAUGGCUUCUGGCUCCAACAGAACGCCACUGUUUUCCUUUUUAGAUCUCACAUACUGGAAAAGACAGAAAAUAUGCUGCGGCAUUAUCUAUAAAGGCCGUUUUGGGGAAGUCCUCAUCGACACACAUCUAUUCAAGCCUUGCUGCAGCAAUAAGAAAGCAGCUGCUGAGAAGCCGGAGGAGCAGGGGCCAGAGCCUCUGCCCAUCUCCACUCAGGAGUGGUGACUAAGCUUUAUGUAGAAGGGGAGCAAAAAUGAUUUAAAUUUUGGAAAACAAAGCAACAAAAUGACCCUCCUAUUUUUAAUUUGGAUACCUGCUAUUCUGCCAAAAGAUGGAUUUGUAGAAUAGUUUUGAAUGGGUUAUUUUUCCUCCAGUUCCACAAACUCUGAAGCCAGUGAAGCUUACUAAGAGAUAAAAAAGAAGUGUACA